Molecule: messenger RNA, 615 nt
Organism: Homarus americanus (American lobster)
Lineage: Eukaryota; Metazoa; Arthropoda; Malacostraca; Decapoda; Nephropidae
Product: translation initiation factor IF-2-like
Exons: 2
Coding region: 1-615 (204 amino acids)
Source: RefSeq, a predicted model, not a curated record
AUGUCAAGUGGGCCCCAUCACCAGGUCAGAGGUCAAGAGGCCCCAUCACCAGGUCCAGAGGUCAAGUGGGCCCCAUCACCAGGUCAGAGGUCAAAGGGCCCAUCACCAGGUCCAGAGGUCAAGGGGCCCCAUCACCAGGUCCAGAGGUCAGAGGCCCCCAUCACCAGGUCAGGGUCAGGGCCCCAUCACCAGGUCAGAGUCCAAGACCCAUCACCAGGUCCAGAGGUCAGAGGGCCCCAUCACCAGGUCAGAGGUCAAGUGGGCCCCAUCACCAGGUCAGGGGUCAGAGGGCCCCAUCACCAGGUCAAGAGUCAAGGGGCCCCAUCACCAGGAUCCAGAGGUCAGGAGCCCCAUCUCACCAGGUCAGAGGUCAAGUGGGCCCAUCACAGGUCAGAGGUCAGAGGGCCCCAUCCUCAUAUCAGAGGUCAAGAGGGCCCCAUCACCGGUCAGAGGUCAAGUGGGCCCAUCACCAGGUCAGAGGUUAAGGGCCCCAUCACCAGUACUAUGGGUUAUCUUUCAGUAAUAUGGGUAUCCCUUGAGUACUAUGGCUAUUCUUUGAUUACUAUGGCAUUCUUUGUGUACUAUGACAUUCCUGAGUACUACGACAUCUCUUGA